Hylaeus volcanicus is the source of this 5274-nucleotide messenger RNA. RefSeq names its product nuclear pore complex protein Nup160 homolog (gene Nup160). Gene Ontology annotation, molecular function: structural constituent of nuclear pore. Lineage: Eukaryota; Metazoa; Arthropoda; Insecta; Hymenoptera; Colletidae. The transcript has 11 exons. Gene Ontology annotation, cellular component: nuclear pore. The record is from RefSeq and is a predicted model, not a curated record. Bases 110 to 4303 code for a protein of 1397 amino acids.
AGCGCGAAGCGUGACACUAACGUUCGGUACCCGCUAAAUUUUCGAGCGGCAUUGUGAUGUGAUUUAAAUGUUAAAUUGACAUAAGGAUCGUUGAAAAACAAAGUGGAACAUGGAAGAAUUUCCAUUGGGGUACAGAGAAAUCGUGCCCGACCAAACACUGCCAGAGAAAUGGAACGAAAUCACUUUGAACACGGGAGGAAGUCAGAGUACGUUGGAAGACAUAAAAGUGCCAGAAAGAACCGGUGGAUACUCCUACAAGGAUAGCUCGAAGUAUUUCACACGCAAUCGCUUCAUUUACUGGCGCAUCUCCCAUGAUGUGCUUGAAUUAGUCGAGCACAGCUUGGACAUCGAUUUAGCCAAUUGUAGAGUAAGAUACAAGUUCACAGACACGCCAAUUUUGGAUGGGAUUUCUAUCCACGAAACGGCCAAUUCUGUCAUCGUAUUGAUAGUGACGGUGUCUAGCAUUCAUAAGUUAUCGUUUCCUCAUCCUGAAAGAAUUUACAAAAAUGAAUAUUCGAUAUUCAAUGAUGCGUCAGCGCAGAAUAAGAAGAAAACAAAAGAAGAAUCUCACAUGUUUCAUGUAAUCACAAGUGCAGGAACUACGAACUCUCCAAUGCCCCACGCAGCUGCAUCGUGGUUCAUCUCACCGCAGGAAGCACUGUUCGCUCUUGCUUACAACUCAGGAACCAUACUUCUCUUGAGAUUAGACGUCAAGACCAGUCUGGUGCACACCAGUGAAUUAAAGCAAGACUCGAUUGUGCCAAGGUUCCUCAGUGGGAUAGCGACUGCUUUCAGAGGCCGCAAUUCUGAAGCUCACGUAGCCAUGUCCAUGGUGAUACACAGUUGUGGGAACGAUACGUAUCUGUUUGCCUUCUGUAGAGAAGGCAACAUUCGCAUGUGGUCCUGCAACAGAGCUCAAUGUAUCGCUGUGACUGAUGCAGCUAUCGACAAUCGUAUAGCAUCUCAGGGUGCACAAGGCCACGUGUUGAGAAAAGCAGUAGGACCUGAUAACGAAUUGUAUUUGGGGACGUUUUUAAAGUUCAAUACCAGAUGCGAGUUCACCAUUUUGAAACCAGAACAAGAUAAUGGAAUAUUUAAGUUUGCUAGGUUAUGUACAAGAUUUGCACCAGAUCAACAUUUGGUUGACUUUUCCUUCACAACUACUCGAUUGUGGGCAGUAUGGAGGACCACCGAUAUGGACACCGUAGAAGUAACCCAUGCACAACUAUCCUUGAGUGGAGGACGGGUGAAUUCCGAAUGGGAAACAACGGUUCUGGAACAAACACCAGACAGAGAUUACAUCCUCAGCGAUCCUGACACCAACCCAAGACGAGCAUACAUCAACUACAUUUUCCAUCCGGGCCAGUUUUCAUUAGCCGACAUCACUAAGGCAUUGAAUAUUUACAGCAGACCCAAGAAAAAUGCCCACAGAAAAUGUAGAAAGGACAAAAGUCUCUCUGCAACUGAAUUAAAAGAACGCGUGUGCUUGGCAGUGGAAGCUGAAAUACAAGCUGAAGUAAUGAAUUACGAGCUGAUGGAUGAAGAUUACUUGGAAAUUGCCAAUCGCUGCUGGUCAAAGUUUUAUUCCUGCGUAAUACAGUAUCAUGCCAACAGUACCAGACCCGUAGGCUUAUUGUUACUGCCAAGUGUCUACGGAGUGGUUCUAUUAAAGAAAUCAUCAUUCUCGCUUUUGAGACCGAUGGAGGCUUUGGAGUAUUUAAUGUUCUGCAAUGAGAAGUCCUACAUGUCUCGAUUCAAAACUACCCCUGUUCUGUCCCAAGACGAAGACAUUUGCCAAGAUCUCAUCACGCUGAUGUCAGUGUUAGUGUUACUGGAGGAACAGUUAUCAGAGGAAACGAAAAGUACGAUAAAGAAAGAGUUGUACAAUUUAAAGAGUCCAGAUAUCAUAAUAGAGGAACUGCUGUCGAAGUUGAUGUUGGAGUCGGAGGAGCCUAUUAGCAACUUUGUCACCAAUCACUCUAGUUGUCACAAAUUGUCAAACAUUAGGGACGUGUCCAGUGCCAUGGCAAUGCUGUUGGAAGCGCUGACCUAUGACCUGGGUCAGCCGAACAAGUUGCGACUCAACGAAAACCAUGAUGCUUCGAAGAUGUUGCUCAACAUCAAACACUUCUUCGGUAGCCAGCUGGGAAUCUCUGCGAUAUCAAAAAGCGUGGCUCAGAUAACACAAUUGAGGUUUUCGAUCUGCAGGAACCUGUUAAUUCUCCAACAAAUGAUACUCCUGCGACCAGAGUUGUUCGAUUCGAGGUCGUUACAUUCCAUAAAAUCGUCUUUGGCGCCUAGAACUGUGGUGCUAACGCAAGCUUAUUACGUUGUAACGUGGAUAUGCGAGUCCACUGUGUUGCCAACGCCUGCCCAAUCACUACUAGACUCCAGUAUUCAACGCCUGACGUUGCUGAACCUCGUUGAUUCGAGAACAACCCUGGGACUCAGGCAACAUCGACCUGUAUCGUCGUUAGAAUUGUUUAUACAGUCUAACGGAGCCAAGCAUGCUCAUAAUUUGAUGGUCCACACGAAUCUGGACGCGACUACCUUGAUACCUUGGCAUUAUGGAAUGCUGACACAUGUCACCCUCAUCGCACAACUUAUAUGGCCAAGGUCUGGCAACUUUAUUUUUCCAGAAUGGCUGUUAUCCAGUUGCCAAUUCUUGGUCGUACAAGAGUACGUGCGACUUUUAAACACAUGGUGCGAAUGGAACAGUGCAUCGAGGAAAUUUAUUUUAGCAGUUGCACUAUUAGUAAUGGGUGAAGCACAAAAAGCUUGUGAUCAUUUCCUCAGAGCUUCCGGAGGGAUCUUGACCGACCCAUUUCUAAUUGAUACUUUACUCAAGUCCAACGCACCAUCUGAUAGCAAUCCAUUGAUUCAGUAUUAUCUGAAAGUCAUCAAGCUCUUCGAAGAAUACAAUGCUGCUGAUUGUAUCAUAGAACUCGCUGAGACAGCUAUAUUGAUGGCUGACAAGAAUGAUCCAAAUUUACCCACUCUUCAUUCGAUAGUGUUUACGCAACACUUGAACCUAGGUCACCACACUAAAGCGUACAACUGUCUGAACUCUAAUCCUGAUGCUGCGCGUAGAGUGGAUUGCUUGAGACAGUUAGUAGUGACCCUGUUCGAAAGGAAGAAGCUGAUAGACUUGAUUUUAUUCCCUUAUGUUGACAUGUACGAAGACCUUGAGAGAAUAGUAGAGGGCAGAGCUAGGAGCAUGGAUCUCACUGGGAACAAUUACUAUAAUUUCUUGUACAGUUUUCACAUAAAUAAAGGAAACAUGCGUAAAGCUGCUUCUGUGAUGUACGAGCAAGCUAUGCGUCUCAGCCAGGAAUUGCAAUCUCUUCCCAUCGUGUUAAGACAAGCUCACUGUUUGUUAGCAUGUAUCAAUGCUCUGUACCUUGUGUCGGACAAGUACAGGUGGAUCGUCAGACCUGUCAUCGAUGAAAACUGUCCAGAGGACCUGUGUUAUCAUGAUCCGCAGAUAAGAAGCCUCUGCAAAAUAAAGAAACAGGUGGAAGUUCUUGAAUUGCGCGACAUUAAGAAGGAAUACUACGUGGUGGACGCUAGAUUGAAGAUAUCGAAGAUAAAUUCGGAAUUACACGUGAUCGCGCACGCUGGCCCCUCAGAGCUUAUCAUUAUCUCGUCAACCAUUGGUUUAUACACGACAGCGUUGCAUCUGUGCGACCAGUUCAACAUCAACAAAAGCUCUGUGCUUGAGAGUCUCACUUCGCAGUGUGUAAGGUUAAGUCGAAGGGAAGACCGUAAUGCUUGGGACUGGCUCAUCCAAAACGACAUAUUCGAUAUUGGAUUGUUCAAUACGAAUAUCAGUAAUACCGCUUGGAGACUGCUGGAGUAUUUAACGUUGAAACACGAGAAAGAGAACGCUAGCGAACUGCACAAAGCGGUCGCCAGAAAAUUGCUUCAGGAGGGAGCGUUCAUACCUCAGUGGUUAUUAAUGUCAUACAAAAAAAGAAAUGCAGCAGAGCUGCUCCGUCUCAUGCUGAACACUGGCAGGAUAUUAGAAGCUGGCGAUUUGGCAGUCGAAUACAUCAAUGCAGUCUUAGGUGAUGGCAAAGAGCAUUUCGGUCUAGAAUCAUGUUUGACAUCCGUUGCCCCAGCAGUUUGGCUACCAUUCAAUACGCUGGAAGUACUUUUGUAUGAACUGAAUGAAGCCAGCGCAAACAAUAACAUUUUUACUGAGAGCUAUAAAAAGUUGCAAGAAGCACUGGACGUCUACAUGCAGAAAGUAAUGAGGGUAUCGGAGGACAUGAUUAAGAUAAAAUCAAAUAAGAAGCGCUAGCUAAUCGAGGACUCUAGGCAUCUACAAAUUCCACUCCGGGUGUAACCCAGUCUCCUACGAUGUACAUAUUGCAUAUACCACUCCUGCGUGCUCAAAAUUUUUGAUACAAAUUCAACGAGAGAAAGUAGAUUUGAUUUUAUAUAAUUGUUAUCGAAUGGAAAUGUUUCGGACAUACAGUUGAAAGACAACUAUAUUAUUUAUACAAUGAUUUACAAGUGCCAACAGCGAUUAAUCUUAUCUUGCGUAGAAUAUUUCCAGGAACUUAAUUCUGUCGCUCAGUUUUAGUGAGUUACUUUUGUAAUGUUUUCAUAUUUAUAAUUAUUUGUUUCUUUACCCUUUUUGUUGUCUGUCUAUUACGCCGACUUUCAUUUUCCUUUUUUAAUUCGUUGCCAUGUUCUACAGUUUUACUGAAUUAAGAAGACGAUACAAGUUUACGAUAAUUAUUGUCUAUCCGUAAAAUAAAAUGUUUGGGUAUGAUUCUUAUAAGAAUGUAUUCUACGCAUCGAUUACAAUGUACUUGGGAUUUUUAUAAACUGGUGUUUCCAUCUAUUCGCAGUAACCAAAUCUAAAUUCUAUGUUCGAUGAUGAAAAUUUAAUGAGAAUUAUUAUUCCCAUGCAUCGUAAACACUAGUUUAUAAUAUAUAGAUAUAUGGUAUAUACUGUAUAUGCUCAUAUGUAAGUUAAAAUUAAAUUGUACAUAUGCUAAAGAGCCUUAAGGAUUUGUUAUGAAUUAUAUUGUUAACAAUUAAGUUAGUUUAACUUACAAAUGAGUACGUACAGUGAAAUGCUCUUACGAUACUUACCCCAUAUCAUGAACAUUAUUGCAUACCAAUUACUUGUCUAGGAGUUUCAGUAUAUGUAUUAUAAUUUUACAUUUUAGCUUUAUUUGAAUUUAUAAGAACUACAAAAGUGAACUUCGCUAUAAUUCUUUUCAUUGUGUUUGCAGAUCAAAAUAAACGAAUUGAAGAGUU